UUAGCCUCGCCGUUACUGGGUUUAGUCUGAAGGCGAGUGAACAUGGUCGACAUUAAGUGUACAAUAAGAGAUUACUUUCGACAGGGAAACAAGAAGAAUGUGAAGUGUGAUUCAUCAGCGGAGCUCAGCUUCAUUCCAUCAUUGGACAGAGAAUUCCCGUACCUGUUGGGUUUGGAGGAAGUGGUUCAUUUCCGCUUACAGCUGUUGGAUAAGGCUGUGUACAAUGUCCCCCAGAUGUGGAAUGCCAGAGGAAGAAAAAGGAGAACGAACAAAAAGCCACCCAUAUUAUACGUUGCACCGUCCACUCCUCCAAAAGAUCCACUCAUCUGUGCAGAGUGCAACACUGAUUUCUCUUGCUCGUGGAGGCAGGACACGAAUGGUUUAUUUUUAUGUCAGUCCUGUUUUAAGUGCAAUUGGAAGAAGGAGCACUGGUCCACCAGCAGACCAGAGGAGACCCCUAUCAAGUCAUUGUCUGGGAUCUCGUCUCCCAUUCCUGCAUCAUCCAUUCAGCAUGUGAGGAAUGACCCACAGGUUAAGCAAGAAGGUGGCCUCCCCUUGGACAAUCCAUCUGUUUCAGUUUCAGCCAAAGCUCAGAAGCUGGUUCCCAUAAUGUCAGCUUGCACCAUGUCUCCUCAUAACACAUCUUCCUCUCCUUUGUCCUCACCCAAUUUCUACUCUGACUCAUCUUCCUAUGCUUCCUUGGACCUUCUCUCUUUGCCGAUGGAUUAUUCCUCGUCUUCCUACACCUCCUCUCUUUCUGAUGGUUCUUGCUCACCUUAUCUCCCUUCUUCUUCAGAUCUUUACUCCCCUUCCUCAUCCUUGUCCCUCUCACCCCCUUGUUUGCCAAAAUGUUACUUGAACAAGAAGGCUGGAGCACCUUACAGGAUGGGUACUCUACUUGCCAAGAAUUUGCUUAAAGAUGACAAGGUAAUCCAAGACGAGAAGGCAGAGAUGAGGAAAUACAACUGGAACAAGCCCCAUUAUAGCGAAGAGAAGACUGAGAAGACAGCAACCUCUGGGUCUCUAUCAGCUGCCUCCUCUUCAUCGACUCUGGAAUCUUAUCGGCCCAAUUUGCAGAAGGCCCAGGUACCCAACACAGGCUCAGGUAUGCUCUCCAAAACGUCAUCCACAUCAAUUCUCAAUACUAGCAAAGAGAAGCUUGAGUUGGUUGAAGGAAGACAGCAGGCUCUCGAGUCAAAGUCAGGAUGCUAUGAAUGGAAACCCGACUCCUUGAUGUCGCCCCAAAAACACGUCAUCCACUCAUCAAGGAAAGAUGAGCCAGCAGACGCUUGUCCCGCAGAAGGCCAAACCAAUCCAAAGGAUUCCACCAUCUACAAGGCCAUGUCUAAGGAGCACAAAAUGGAUAAAUGGAUUCAGAGACAGAAGAUCCCCAACGUGUCUCCAACUUCCAUGGCUAACAUACCCCCCUCCUCUGCAUCUCUUCUGGACUCACAGAAGGUGAAGGUGGACCAUAGGAAAAGAUCUAACUCACUCCCUAACAAGAUUCCUCGUAAACCCAAGUAGAAGAAUGUUGAGGUUAAUGUGAUCCAAGCUCUCCUGAUCCUUGCCUUAUUCCUGCCCCCUUGAAAAACAGAUUGAUCUUGAAAAGUGUUUGGUUCUUUAGCGUUGCCCUGGUUAGAUCCUUGCCUUUACUGAUCCUUGAAGGACAGUCAUGUUCUUCGUACGGACUUGAAAUUCACACUUGAUCCACUUAAUUCUAGGGUGACCAGGGUGGUUUUUCCAAGGGUCCAUACGUAAUGGAACGUAAUGGCAUUUUUAAUUUCUACUUGGGAUGAUUAACUAAACUUUUGGAGUGCCUCAGUUUUGCACAGUAUUCCCAGCUUUAAAUGUGACCUCGACUCAUUUUUUGCAAAAAUCCUGCCUAUUUAUUUUUGUUGAAGUCGAGAUGUAAAGUCAUUCAGAUGUUUUUUGAUUGUAAAGAAGCUUAAAUCUGAAAAGACCUUUUUCUUUGAGAACUAUUUUGCUUUAUAAUAACCUGCAGGUAAAAAUAUAUUUUAGGCCAAAUUCUAUCUCAAAACUGUUAUAAAACAGUGCCCCAGGUAUUUACCACCAUUUCUUAUAGCACGCUCUGUAUCUAGCUUUUUGUAGCAUUAAACUCUUUAGAUGUCUGGUUCCUAUCACCUCCACUGUAAACAAUUCUGACACUAUAAAGUUGACA
Molecule: messenger RNA, 2179 nt
Organism: Pygocentrus nattereri (red-bellied piranha)
Lineage: Eukaryota; Metazoa; Chordata; Actinopteri; Characiformes; Serrasalmidae
Exons: 3
Coding region: 43-1524 (493 amino acids)
Biological process (GO): negative regulation of transcription by RNA polymerase II
Cellular component (GO): NuRD complex
Molecular function (GO): sequence-specific DNA binding
Source: RefSeq, a predicted model, not a curated record